Cynoglossus semilaevis (tongue sole) is the source of this 1611-nucleotide messenger RNA. It is a transcript of the gene yif1b, whose product is annotated as Yip1 interacting factor homolog B (S. cerevisiae). Gene Ontology annotation, cellular component: COPII-coated ER to Golgi transport vesicle; endoplasmic reticulum-Golgi intermediate compartment; endoplasmic reticulum membrane. The record is from RefSeq and is a predicted model, not a curated record. The transcript is spliced from 9 exons. The coding region runs from base 151 to 1077 and encodes 308 amino acids. Gene Ontology annotation, biological process: endoplasmic reticulum to Golgi vesicle-mediated transport. Lineage: Eukaryota; Metazoa; Chordata; Actinopteri; Pleuronectiformes; Cynoglossidae.
ACGAGAAUCGUCUGUAGGAUCAGCUGCAGUGACUGAGCCCCAGGCUGUGGAAGCAGCAGAAGUGUUGAAAUUACUUCAACUUCCGGGUGAAUCCGUCUUGCCGUUGCGCCGCUGAGAUUUGGCGACCACUGACCAGCCAAGUCAUUCCUUAUGGAUUACUCUACACCACAGAAUGUGUUUAGACAGCGUAAGUUAUAUCCAAAUAUGCGCCUGAGGAACACUUCCAUUGAUGGUUCAGAUGGCAGCCAGCUGUUUGACGAUACAAGCGGAGCUACACCUGCAUCACAAAUGGGCUACAAGAACCAGCAGGCUGGUCCUGAAUCAGCUGCAUAUCCGGGCCAGUCGCUCCUGUCAGACCCCAUGUCUAACUUGGCCAUGGCAUAUGGAAGCUCGCUGGCGUCCCAGGGCAAGGAAAUGAUGGACAAAAAUCUGGACAGGUUCAUCCCAAUUUCUAAGCUGAAAUAUUAUUUCGCUGUGGACACUGUGUAUGUUGGAAAGAAGCUGGGCCUUCUGGUUUUCCCCUACAUGCACCAGAAUUGGGAGGUGAACUACCAGCAGGACACUCCUGUUGCUCCUCGUUUCGAUGUUAACGCCCCUGACCUUUAUAUUCCCACCAUGGGUUUCAUCACCUACAUCCUUGUGGCUGGUCUGGCCCUCGGCACACAAAACAGGUUUUCUCCAGAGCUGCUGGGAGUUCAGGCCAGCUCAGCGUUUGUCUGGCUGAUCAUGGAGGUCCUGGCAGUUCUUCUUUCACUUUACCUCGUGACAGUGAACACUGACCUCACCACCAUCGACCUGCUGGCAUUUUCUGGUUACAAAUAUGUCGGCAUGAUUGUUGGUGUCGUAUCGGGCUUAUUGUUCGGAAAACCUGCCUAUUACCUGUCUCUGCUGUGGUGCUGUGCCGCCAUCUUUAUCUUUAUGAUCCGCACUCUUCGUUUAAAGCUGCUAUCGGAGUCGGCAGCUGAGGGGAGGCUGGUGAGAGGAGCCAGGAAUCAGCUGAGGAUGUACCUCACCAUGUCCAUAGCAGCAGCACAACCCAUCUUCAUGUACUGGCUCACCUGCCAUCUCAUCAGAUAGAAACUGGAACAGAGGCACACAUCAAUUGGAAGAUGAACUUGUUCUCCUCACCUGUCAUCUCAUCUUCUAAACUGGACCAGGAUAAACUGGAUCAAUCGCCUCACGUGAAGUUCAACUUUUCAUAUUUGUCUGGAAUCGAACAACACAGAAGAGCCACAAGAUCAUAAGAAACCUUUUUUUAUGUCUUUGCCGCAGCAAAGCCUGUUAGUUGUUCUGCCCUUUUUUGUUAUGUCCCCAAAGAAAUUGUGGCAGAAAGCGGCUUUGUUGUUUUCUAUCCAAUUUGUUGAUUGUAUUUUUUGUACUAAUAUUUAAUGUACAUUUGUGUAUAGCAACAGCAUUACUGCCGAGGGGGCUCUGGUCUGACAAAAGUGAUGUUCCUGAGCCGACAUUUAUGAAAGCACACUAACCUCACACACAAAUGCAGUCUUGCUUGUUAACUUCAACAGUCAAUCCUACGUUUACUUCAACAACUUCAGGAUAGUGUUAUUAAUGUUUGUCCUUUAACUGCAGAGCCAAUAAAGUAAGGUGUACAAA